AUAGAGAGAGAUGAAAAUGUGCGGGCGUUAAAAAAGACACAAGCUAAGGCAUGGCGAGUGUGCAAGCCAGAGUGGUGGCGCUAUCUCUCCUCCUCUUCCUCCUGCUGGCGAUACCCGGCGGCUGCCUCUCCGCCGCCGUCCACGAUCUGCUCAGGUCGUACGGACUUCCGGGCGGGCUUCUCCCGAAGCAGGUGAGCAACUACAGCUUGUCGGACACGGGGCUGCUAGAAGUAUUCCUCGAAGGCCCGUGCCUGACCAAGUUCGACACCAUGGCCCGGUACGACAGCGUGGUCCGGGCCAACCUCACCCACGGCGGCCUCGGCGGCGUCCAGGGCUUCUCCCAGGAGGAGCUCUUCGUCUGGCUCCCGGUCAAGGGCGUCGUCGUCCACGAUCCCGCCUCCGGCCUCAUCUUCCUGGACAUCGGCUUGGCUCACAAGCACCUCUCCCUCUCCCUCUUUGAAGAUCCGCCCGAUUGCAACGCCCAAGCCCCCGGUGUUUUGAAGAUGACAGGGAGGAGGGACACAACUACAAGCACCUCGUUUGCCAGGUCAUCGUGACUCAUCAUCCCACAUUUUCAUGAGUUAGGCUUCGGGCGGGAUUAUUACUGUUGGAGUGGACCAUUAAUUAAUUAAUUGAUUGAUUAGUUAGUACAGUAGAUCGAUGUGUACAGCUCCAAAUUUGCACUUCUUUAUUAAUUAUUUAUUACGUACGUAGCUUAAUAGCAGCAGCAGCAGCGUGCAGGUAUUCAUCUCAGUUGUUAUUUUCUUCGUUAUAUUUCAUUAUCGUCACCAACCCCACUUGCAUCCUCAUAUUUCCAAAAAAUUUAUACGUAUAAAAUGAUCGGAAAAUCGGAAUAUGAU
Cuscuta epithymum is the source of this 860-nucleotide messenger RNA. The record is from the annotation of a GenBank genome assembly. NCBI's taxonomy places the organism in Eukaryota, Viridiplantae, Streptophyta, Magnoliopsida, Solanales, Convolvulaceae.